Punica granatum (pomegranate) is the source of this 1079-nucleotide messenger RNA. The record is from RefSeq and is a predicted model, not a curated record. NCBI's taxonomy places the organism in Eukaryota, Viridiplantae, Streptophyta, Magnoliopsida, Myrtales, Lythraceae.
AUUUUCCUGCUGAUGGGUGAUCCCUUUUCCUUCCUUCUUUCCAAAAUCCAAAACUUUUUGCCUCCUUGCCAACUUAAAUCAAAGCUUCUUUAGCUUUCUUCAGUCUUCCAUGGCAGUCUCGGUUUAAAUUCAGCAAAGACCAAUUCAGUUGAAAAGAAACUCACCUUGAAACAAAUAUAUAUAUAUAUAUAUAUAUAUAUAUACAGAGAGAGAGAGAGAGAGGAGCAUUGAGUAUUCUUUCCUAGUGUCUUGUUUUGGUUGUUAAAAUGAGCAGCGGAGGAGGAGCUAAUGCAAGUAAAGCAGCCACAGCAGCAGUGUCGAUGGCGGCAGCCUUGGCAUCGGCUACGAAGUUCAUCAAGUGUGUGACAGUUGGAGAUGGAGCUGUUGGGAAAACCUGCCUACUUAUUUCCUACACCAGCAACACCUUCCCCACUGAUUAUGUUCCAACUGUUUUUGACAACUUCAGUGCCAAUGUGAUGGUUGAUGGUCAGACUGUGAACUUGGGCCUAUGGGAUACUGCCGGUCAAGAGGACUACAACCGGCUCAGGCCUCUGAGUUACAGAGGCGCCGAUGUUUUCAUACUCGCCUUCUCCCUCAUCAGUAGGCCGAGUUUCGAAAACAUCUCCAGAAAAUGGGUCCCAGAGCUCAGACAUUAUGCCCCCUCAGUCCCCAUUAUACUAGUGGGAACAAAAUUAGAUCUCAGGGAGGACAAAGAGUUCCGCUUGAGUUAUCCGGGUGCAAGCACUAUUUCACCGGAGCAGGGCGAGGAGCUAAAGAAGCAAAUAGGUGCAUUGGCAUACGUGGAAUGCAGCUCGAAGACACAGCAGAAUGUGAAGGCUGUCUUCGAUACUGCAAUCAAGGUUGUGCUCCAUCCACCGAAAUCUAAAGGCCGACCAAGAAAAUUUAGAAUUUGCAGAAUCCUUUGAAGGAUCCUCGAGUAAUCCAUGCACACCGAUCAACCGCCGAGCAGCGCCUCUACUGUCAUCCCUGCAAAAAUUCCUUUUUUUACAUUAUCAUGUUACUCUCUGAUAUGAUCGUUCGCAAGUCUUUCAAAAGAGUUUUCUUUUUAUUGGCUCUCA